AAAUUCUAGAUGGGUUAGGGAUUUAUCCUACCGACAAAACAUAAUCAAACGAGAAAAUUAAAUUGACGAAUGGUUGAAGGUUAAUGAAUUAUUGAUAAAAGCCUCCGCUGGUACAUUUUAAACUGGAUACAAGCAUUCAGAUAGUUUAAUCGAAAGAGAUAUUUGUAUACAAUACACGUAACGGAUUUUUUUUCUUAUCAAAAGGUUCUAUGAUGUCUGCCAACGAAAAGUUGACAAUACAAGCGUUAAAAGAUCACGACAAGGUUCAGCCAAAGUUUUCAGCCACCGCUCGGGGCCACGGUUCGAAAGACGGAUCUAAAGUGUCUGUUUCUUCAAGACGCUCUCAUCCAAGUGGAGACCAAGCGUCCCAAAGAUCAGACAAAAAUGGACGACCACCACCAAAAAUUAAUUUUUUCAAGCUUGUCGUAGCAACAAGAGCAUGGCACAGACUGGCAAAGAAGAGUAGCAUGCGUAGCGAGAAAGUCGCUAAACCUGCAAUAAAAUAUGAAAACACUUACAGAACUGAACCAGAAGACGGAAAAUACUUCGCGCCAAUGAGAGUAGAAAACAUGAUGAAAGAAACAUUAGAAAAAAAACUGAAAACUGUGAAAUAUACACCAGACGGAUGCCGUAUCAUAGCAACAGAACUGACAGCGGAUAUCAAGAGCAAAGUGAAAGCAAUGGAUUUCCCGCGCUAUAAAAUCGUCUGCAACGUAUUCAUAACGGAAAAUAAACGGCAAGGACUAGAAAUAGCCAGUAGAGCUGUUUGGAACCAGGACACGGACAAUUAUGCGUCGUAUACGUAUAGAAAUCCUACGUUGAUUGCCGUAGCAAAUGUUUAUGGCGUGUAUUACGAAUAAUUCGUCCUAAACUGACAAUUGACAAAUAUAUAACUUUGGACGUUGUAUUUAUAACAAAUUCAGUUCUUGGGUUACAUGUAAUGUAUUACAAACACAUUCUGUGAUAUGAAAAAAAAUAACGUGACGUGCAUAUCCGAGUUUAUGAACGCUUUAUGAAAUUUUAUUUUCUUAAAUCUUCCUAUUAUAUCAUAUUUAUAAAGUAUACAAACACAUACAUUUCUAAAAAGUUUAAAAGGAUCACAUAGCUGAUGACAACAAUCAUAAACAGAUUACUGAAGUGGAUAAAAUACAAUACCCAUCAUUAAUUUUUAAGCAUGGCGUACAGCUAGGGAUAGUCCCUAAACCCAAAAGUGUUGCUGCUUUUUAUACGGUAGUACUUGUUUGACAGAACGGUGCCACAGAUUUUGUACCAAAUGAUUUCCGUGAAAAACUUAGUAGCUUAAGAACGUAACAGUCGCGGGCAAAGGGCAAAGCGCGUGGGGUAAGACCGCUCACAAACUAGGCAAGUAACUGUAAAAAAAAAGGGAAUUAUAUGUACAUUACGAUGACGAGACAAGAGCUAAAAUUGCAUCACCUGACUGACUUUCCGAUUGCUCUUUUUUUCACUUAUCAAUCAACUACUGAUGUUUUUAGCUUAUGGAAUUUAUAUUACAAGGGUAAGAAAAAUAUGUAGCUGAUAUGUCUAAAUGAAUUUUUAUUCAUGUUAAAACCUCCUUUUUUAAUAAAUAUACAUAUAUAUAGGUAUAUCGGGGAGAAGCUUUGCAGCUGCCUACCAAUGAUAACUGCAAACUUUCGCGUUUUCACGGUACCUGAUUGUUUCGCGACUAUUAAAAUUCGCGGAAACACGUCGCUAACUAAAAUAGCGCGGAACAAUUUCUAGGUCUACAGUAUACAGUUUUGUAUGGUCAAAAGAGUAAAAAAAACUUUCAUUGCACAUAAAAGAGCAUAAAAUGAAUUUGAAGAAAUAUAUCAAGAUUCUGUGAAACCUUCCCUUAAGCAUGGAACACUAAAUGAAAUAAGGUAAAACGUGUAGGCACUGGGGACAUCCUUUCUGUAAGCAUUGUUCAAAAAUUGAUGGUAGGAGAGACAUUUCAUUCCCUUAUGUGAUCUAUAUCUUACUGAUUGUCAUUUUAAUGUACCUGCUGAGAGAUUUUUUUUAAAAAAACAUAGUUGAUAUACUUUUUAAAUAUAAGAUUAAACCUUUUUUUUAUUUUAACAACAAAAACUCUUAAAGUGAUAUACGCUACCUUAAAAAACUAAUUGUUCUUAUAGUAUAAGUGGCUCUGUACAUAUAUGGAGUCUUAUUUCAGCCGCCGCUCAUGUAUAAUACGAUCAUAUCAGACUUAAUACAUUAUUAUCAAUCACGGGUGCAUCAUAUUUCCGAAACAAGUGUGAAAGACCUCUGGUAUGCGGGAAUGAAUGAGUUAAUGAAGUUAAAAAAUGAUGACAGAUCAUUUCUUGUGAAAAUGGCCUGUUUUAUAUUCGUUUCAGUAUAACUUUGCAUUGCAUGCAUGAGUUCGGUUGUGAUUGGUCGUUAUACUAGUAAAUGGAGACUUUAAAAAACAAAACGAAGGGCGUCUGGCUAUAGUCACAGUUGGCAGCAAUACAUGUGGGUGUAGGUUUAUAGUUACUACAUUCUUUUCAAAGCUAAUUAUUUUUGUAUUUUGUUAUUAUGCAUUAUUUUGCAGGACUAUUCAAUAAAUGCUUUAUUCAG
Mercenaria mercenaria is the source of this 2574-nucleotide messenger RNA. Its product is annotated as dynein light chain Tctex-type 5-B-like. Gene Ontology annotation, molecular function: dynein intermediate chain binding. Gene Ontology annotation, biological process: microtubule-based movement. Gene Ontology annotation, cellular component: cytoplasmic dynein complex; cytoplasm. NCBI's taxonomy places the organism in Eukaryota, Metazoa, Mollusca, Bivalvia, Venerida, Veneridae. The transcript has 3 exons. The record is from RefSeq and is a predicted model, not a curated record. The coding region runs from base 210 to 860 and encodes 216 amino acids.